AUAUAUAAUCCCACAGGGUCUGCUCCGUGUUGUCAAUAUUCUCGUACACUAGAGGUUGUGUGUUUUUUUCCCGUUCACUAUCCCGAUAAUGGAGUUUUGCCUGUACAUCGCUGUUCUGCUGGCACACACACUGUCCACUAACGCAGCCAGCCCGUGUUCCCCAUCGUGCCCAGAGGAACCUCCGGGAUUCCUCGUCCCCGACCCCAUCAACUGCCAGCGUUACUACGUGUGCCUGCAGGACGGCCAACCGAGCGACUUCCCCUUCGAGUGUGAGGACGACCUGUUCUUUGAUUCCGACAACGGGACCUGCACGGACGAAAUAGAUGCGAAUUGCGAACUGUGUCAGCCAACCUGCUCUCUGUAUUCGUGCCCUGUUCCUUCCAAUGAUAUCACAGUGGCAGCUGACGCCAAUGACUGUACAAUGUACUACCUGUGCGGCGUCAGCGAUGAAGGUUUGCACAUCAAGUGCCCUGAAGAGACGCCCUUCUUCAACGGCGAGGAAUGUGUGAAGGACGCGAGCGAGUGCUGCGACCCGUGCCUCGUGUACUGCAGCGAAGCCUUCACGCAGAUCCCCGACCCGGCCGACUGCACCAGCUACUACUUCUGCCUUGACGUCGGCUUCCCCGGGCCCGCCGACCUGCACCGCUGCGAGGAGGGCAACUUCAACGCCACGGCCGGCCACUGCGAUCCCGCCGCGUCGUGCGAGCAGCUUCCCCAAUGUUCUUCUGCUGCCUACGGGGGUCGUGGUGCUGAAGACCCGCACAGUCUGUCCCUCCUGCCGUAGGCCGGAUUGAGGAUGGAUUCGGCAAUGUGUUAUUCUGCUUAACAUAUGUACUGCACUAUAAGCGUGCGCGCGUGUGUGUCUGUCUGUUUGUUUGUAUGCAAUUGUACAUAUAACCAUAUAAUUAAUAUGGUGCAGUGUUUAUGGUGUGUAUUGUUAUAAAGAAAGCUCGGCUUAGCUCGCAUUAUCAACAGUUGUUAUUAGUUUAGUAUGUUGUCAAUAACCUUGGCCGAUAGAAACGUUCGUGUCAGUUGCAUUGUUAUUAAACGUUGCCGAAGUAU
Penaeus chinensis is the source of this 1062-nucleotide messenger RNA. RefSeq lists its product as uncharacterized. Gene Ontology annotation, cellular component: extracellular region. Bases 89 to 784 code for a protein of 231 amino acids. The record is from RefSeq and is a predicted model, not a curated record. The transcript is spliced from 2 exons. Lineage: Eukaryota; Metazoa; Arthropoda; Malacostraca; Decapoda; Penaeidae. Gene Ontology annotation, molecular function: chitin binding.